AUGGAUCAGAAUCAGGCUAUUCCGGAGCUUCCAGAUGAUUCUCUUUUAGAUUCCAUCAACAAGAAGUUGGAAGCAUUGUCUUCUCUUUCAAAAGACUGUUGUAUCUAUAAGGUACCUGAGAGGCUACGGAGAUUGAACCCAGAUGCGUAUUCGCCUCGCAUUAUAUCCAUUGGGCCCUUACAUCACGGUGAAAAAGAACUUGAAGCCAUGGAAGAUCAUAAAAUGAGGUACCUGAAAUGUCUUGUUCCUAAAACAUCCUUAAGUUUAGAGGGCAUGAUUGAAGUUGCAAAGACAUGGGAAGCAAAAGCUCGUCUCUGUUAUGCUGAAGAUAUAAAACUUAGUAGCAAUGAAUUUGUGAAGAUGUUAAUCGUUGAUGCAGGCUUCCUAGUAGAACUUCUUUUAAGGUCUCCAGAUGAUGUAGACGACAGUAUGCUGGAUAGGAUCUAUGGGAAGCAAAAGAUGAUUGUCGAUGUGAACCACGACAUUAUGUUACUUGAAAAUCAGCUUCCAUAUUUUGUUGUAAAGAAGAUGUUUGGAUUGCUAGAUGGUGGCCACGGACGGGGACUUCCUCUGAUUCCAAUCAUCCACGGCCACUUCAAGAAAUACUGGAUGAGCAUCCCUUCAUUUUCAACAAGCAUUUCUGAUUCAGAGACCUGCCAUUUCGUUGACCUUCUGAGAUCUAUUCACCUGCCUUUGUCUUUGAGUUUACCGGGAAAAAGCAUGAAGAUGAUGGACUCUACACUGAGUGCGAAAGUGAUUCAAAAUGCGGGCGUGAAGCUCAAGCCUGCCGACAGUAGCACCCCACCACUCGACAUAAGGUUUGCCGAUGGAGUUCUCACGAUUCCCAAAAUCAAAAUCAGUGACAUCACAGAAGCUCUAUACAGAAAUAUCAUCUUGUUUGAGCAAUGCCAUCGUUUAAAGGCUUACUUCAGCGACUAUAUGAUGUUCCUCAGUUGCUUCGUAAGGUCCCCCAUGGAUGCUGAAUUGUUCAUCGACCAAGGGAUCAUCGUGAACAGGCGAGGAAAUGCAAAACACAUUGCGAGCCUGUUCGAUCGCGUAUUGAAGGAGACAACUCAGACGAGUUACAGCACGUUUUACUAUCAGACCGUCUAUGACAAUCUACAGGCGCAUUGCAACACGACUUGGAACAAGUGGCACGCAAUUCUAAGACGUGAUUAUUUCCACAAUCCUUGGUCAAUUGCUUCUGUUGUGGCUGCUGUUGUUCUUCUCCUACUUACUUUCAUGCAGGCUCUAUGCUCUUUUUUAGCCUUGUGA
Arabis nemorensis is the source of this 1275-nucleotide messenger RNA. Lineage: Eukaryota; Viridiplantae; Streptophyta; Magnoliopsida; Brassicales; Brassicaceae. The record is from the annotation of a GenBank genome assembly.